Messenger RNA from Chenopodium quinoa (quinoa), 2989 nucleotides. RefSeq names its product histone-lysine N-methyltransferase setd3-like. Gene Ontology annotation, molecular function: protein-lysine N-methyltransferase activity. Gene Ontology annotation, biological process: peptidyl-lysine monomethylation. The transcript has 12 exons. Gene Ontology annotation, cellular component: chloroplast stroma. Lineage: Eukaryota; Viridiplantae; Streptophyta; Magnoliopsida; Caryophyllales; Amaranthaceae. The coding region runs from base 272 to 1822 and encodes 516 amino acids. The record is from RefSeq and is a predicted model, not a curated record.
GGCUAAAAGUUUACCUUUAUAUAUUAGUUAUAUGAUAUGAUAGGCCAAUAUGGUCAAUUGGCUUUGGCUCUCGCCUCUCGGAGUACUCCACAUCGCUCCUCGUCCCUUAUCUUAUUUAUCUCGCUAAGUAAAGCGACGAAUUGUGAACUUCCAUAGACCCAAAAAAAAAAAAAAGAGCCAAUCAAAGGUCUCCUUCAAAAUCCCUCAUAUUCAUUCUAUCAUCUUCACUUCCUUCAAUCUCUGAUCAUACUCCAAAACCCUAAAAUCCUCCAUGGAAGCAGCUUCUUGCUCUUUACAAGUGUACCAAGUCUCACUCUCUCCAAUUCGCUCUUCACCUCGCUUUGUCACUUCCUUCUCUCGAAUUUCUUUCUCUUCUAGUUACAAAUUCAAUCUCAACUCCUCAUUUCGCGUCAUUCGGCUCAAGAAUCGCUGCUCAAUAUCAAGUAGCGCUGACAUUUUCGUCGCGUCGAAAGAAAAUGGGAAGCGUAUUGAAGAGGAAGAUGCGGAGGAGAGAGAAUUUGACUUGAAAUCUUGGAUGCAUUCUAAUGGUUUACCUCCUUGUAAAGUUGUUCUUAAGGAAAAACCCUCACAUAAUUCUAAUCACAGGCCAAUUCAUUAUGUUGCUGCUAGUGAGGAACUUCAGGCUGGUGAUACUGCAUUUUCGGUUCCGAAUUCGUUGGUUGUUACACUCGAGAAGGUCUUGGGUAACGAAACUGUUGCGGAACUUUUGGCUUCAAACAAAUUGUCAGAGUUAGCUUGCUUGGCAUUAUAUUUGAUGUAUGAAAAGAAACAGGGUAAAAAGUCCUUUUGGUAUCCAUAUAUCAGAGAGCUUGAUCGGCAGAGAGGUAGGGGGCAACUUGCCGUGGAGUCUCCUCUUCUUUGGUCAAAGAGUGAACUCUCUUAUCUUUCUGGAAGUCCUGUCCUGGCUGAAAUCAUGGUAAGGGACGAGGGAAUAAAAAAGGAAUAUGAUGAGCUCGACACAGUUUGGUUUAUGGCAGGAUCACUUUUUCAGCAAUAUCCUUACGACAUUCCCACCGAGGCUUUUCCAUUUGAGAUCUUUAAGCAAGCGUUUGUUGCUGUUCAGUCUUGUGUGGUGCAUUUACAGGGAGUGAGCUUGGCUCGCAGGUUUGCUUUGGUGCCCUUGGGCCCCCCACUGUUAGCUUAUAAGAGUACCUGCAGGGCAAUGUUAACUGCGGUAGAUGAUGCUGUGCAUUUGGUGGUUGACCGACCUUACAAGGAUGGAGAACCUAUUGUUGUCUGGUGUGGACCGCAGCCCAAUUCCAAGUUGCUAAUUAAUUAUGGUUUCGUUGACGAAGAUAAUCCCUAUGACCGUAUUGUGGUUGAGGCUGCUCUAAGCACAGAGGAUCCACAAUAUCAGGAAAAGAGGAUGGUUGCCCAACGUAAUGGAAAACUAUCUCAGCAAAGUUUUCAUGUGCAUGUUAGGAAGGAAAAAGAAGCAGUUGCUGACAUGCUUCCAUAUUUGAGACUUGGUUAUCUUUCAGAUCCUGCCGAGAUGCAAUCUGUUAUCACUUCUCAAGGGCCAGUAUGUCCUGUGAGUCCUUGUGUUGAAAGAGCAGUUCUGGACCAACUUUUGGAUUAUUUCAAGGAAAGACUUUCUGGCUACUCUACCACUUUAAUGGAGGAUGAUGCCUUGUUGGCAGAUCAAAAUCUAAAUCCCAAAAAACGAGUUGCUACCCAGCUUGUUAGGUUGGAAAAGAAAAUACUGCAAGCAUGCUUGCAGGCAACUGUGGAUUUGAUAAACCUGUUGCCUGAUCAUAGUGUCUCUCCUUGUCCUGCUCCAUAUGCCCCUUCAUUGAAGUGAAAGGGUGUCACGUUACAUGCACUACCGUAAGAUUUCCUUGAAGAUGAUGCGUUGGAAUCUUUUCUUGUACAUGGUGAUAUCAAAUUGUGAGGUCAGUAUAAGCACUUUCGAAUGAUUUGAAGAUUGGUAUUUUUUAUCCUUUUAUCUUUUUUUUUUUUUUAAAAAAAAAAUUUAAGAAGUUUCGGGGGGUACGAAACUCCAUCUUACCAAGCUUUUUCCGUGGAUAUUCUUUGCAGAAUUUAGGCUAUAUUAUUGAUUGAAUUUUAUCUUGGUUGGCGCGCGUGCGUGCGUGCGUGUGUAAUAUUAAAUGGGAACUUAUACUCCGUCUUGUUGAGUAAUUUAGAGUAAGAGACAAUUUUCAUGUUUGCUUUGCUUAAUUAAUAAAGGUGAAGGUGUUAAUAGGUGAAGGUGUUUAAUUAAGUAUAGCAAGUAAUUAGAAGCUAAUAACCUCAGUUUAAAGGGGUAUACUCGGUUUAGAGUGAAGAACCUCAAAGGUGAAGGUGUUAAUAGGUGAAGGUGUUUAAUUAAGUAUAGCAAGUAAUUAGAAGCUAAUAACCUUGGUUUAGAGUGGUAUACUCGGUUUAGAGUGAAGAACCUCAGUGUAGAGGGAUAAACAAGGAGAAGCAGGAGAAGCAUAGCUGCCUUGUCUUCUGCCUCUAGGCUGCCGCCCAUCCAGGCUGUCGCUGCCCUUGCCUUGCAAGGCUCAAGAAUGAAGAAGUAAACCAAAGUAUUGCUGCCCAGAUCGUGUAAUCUCCACCCUAUCGGGCGCGAGAACGAUUUUCUGGGAUUGGUGUGUUCGCCCCGUGCAUCAACCCAGACUUCAGGGCGUUUGUCGGGCGAAUCGGAAUCCAGCCGGGCGCGAGCGUGGCCGAUGGUUUGUGACAGUUCAGUUUCUUCUUUAUGUUGUUUGGCUUGGUUUUAUUGCUUCUAUAUAUAUGUGUGACACAUGAUGAAAGGGACGGGGGAAGAAAAUAAAUCAGAUUAUUUUCUUUGAAUUCUUUUUGCAGCUUUCAUUUAUCAUCGUCAUAAAUUAUCAUAAGUUUGGUUACAUUAGAUCACAGAUAUACUACACACUGUUGUGAUUGUCUUCGUUGUAUCUCCUAUUUCGUGAUACCCGGUGUGUAAAUUUGUCCAAUUCAGGGUUGAAAUAUUACUUUUGGAAAUUGA